UACGAAGUAAGAACAAUGCCAACAACUACCAUACAAGAAAACAUUGCUCUUUUAAAUAUGAUGUCCUCAGACAACUUAGAGGAUGAUUUGAAAAGUGUUCAGCUCCAUUGUCCAUCGGACAGGCGAUUACAAAGUGACGGCGCAUGCGUAGAAGAGAGAGUCAGGACUUCGCGCGGAGACAUCUUGGUCGCAGUCCGGGGAGAUCGUAAUAAGCGCGCUAUAAUCACAUACCAUGAUUUGGGCCUCAAUUAUGCAGCGAAUUUUCAAGCAUUUUUCAAUUUUGUUGACAUGAGAUCUAUAUUAGAUCAGUUUUGCAUCUAUCACAUUAAUGCUCCGGGACAAGAAGAGGGAGCUUCUACUUUACCCGAAGAUUUCUCCUAUCCAUCCAUGGAUGCCCUGGCAUCUCAAAUAGAUUUUGUCCUCGGUAAUUUUGGUAUUAGAUCUUUUAUUGGAUUUGGGGUCGGUGCAGGAGCAAAUAUAUUAGCUCGUUACGCCAUCGCUAGCCCCCAGAAGGUCGAUGCUCUAGUUCUUAUAAACUGUACGUCAACUCAAGCAGGGUGGACAGAAUGGCUUUACCAAAAAAUUAAUACUCGACAACUGCGAUCCAGCGGAAUGACUCAGGGUGCACUCGAUUACCUAAUGUGGCAUCACUUUGGCCGUAGCACAGACGAUCGUAACCACGAUUUAGCUCACGUAUACAAGGAUUGUUUCUCACAUAUCAAUCCAGUAAACCUUUCUAUGUUUAUAGAUUCUUACUUACGUCGAUCUGAUUUAGGAAUAUCCCGAGACAGUAAUACUAUAAAAGUUCCCGUUUUAAAUGUUACUGGAGCACUGUCACCUCACGUAGACGAUACUGUGACCUUCAACGGCCGCUUGGAACCGGCAAAAACAUCCUGGUUGAGCAUUUCAGAUUGUGGAAUGGUAUUAGAGGAGCAGCCAAACAAGAUCGCAGAAGCAUUUCGGCUCUUCCUUCAGGGUGAGGGUUACUGCAGGUAGACCUUGCAUUUUCGGACAACGAUAUAACGCAACGCUAUAAAAUAGAAUGCACUUGAAGCUUAUUUACACGCCAGCUUUAACGAUAAAAUUGUUGUAGACAUUGGAAUCUUAGAUGAAAUAAUGUUUACCAUUGUUUUAGAUAAUUAUUAUGAAAAUAAAUUUAUUUUGUGGCUUAAA
Messenger RNA from Melitaea cinxia (Glanville fritillary), 1173 nucleotides. RefSeq names its product protein NDRG3-like. The record is from RefSeq and is a predicted model, not a curated record. Gene Ontology annotation, biological process: signal transduction. The coding region runs from base 16 to 996 and encodes 326 amino acids. Gene Ontology annotation, cellular component: cytoplasm. The transcript has a single exon. Lineage: Eukaryota; Metazoa; Arthropoda; Insecta; Lepidoptera; Nymphalidae.